Molecule: messenger RNA, 1478 nt
Organism: Larimichthys crocea (large yellow croaker)
Lineage: Eukaryota; Metazoa; Chordata; Actinopteri; Sciaenidae
Product: probable bifunctional methylenetetrahydrofolate dehydrogenase/cyclohydrolase 2
Exons: 8
Coding region: 62-1108 (348 amino acids)
Biological process (GO): tetrahydrofolate interconversion
Cellular component (GO): mitochondrion
Molecular function (GO): methylenetetrahydrofolate dehydrogenase (NADP+) activity; methenyltetrahydrofolate cyclohydrolase activity; methylenetetrahydrofolate dehydrogenase (NAD+) activity
Source: RefSeq, a predicted model, not a curated record
ACUGCCCUGCCCCCCACUCUCACGCACGCACGCACACACGCACGCUUUACGACACACAAACAUGGCGGCCUCUGUUUCACCGCUACGCUCCUCCUUCAGGAUUUGUAGCCCGUUAACGUUACACCAUCACUGCUGCCGGGCCAAACAGCGGAUGCACAGAAAAUGCGACAGUCAGAGGAGACAUCUACACCAGUCGGCGACGAGGCACGCGGCUGUGGUGAUUUCGGGGACAGAGUUGGCUCGUCAGCUCCACAGAGAAAUCCAGCGUGAUGUGGAAGAGCUGGUAGCGCAGGGCAACAUGAGACCCCACCUAGGAGUGGUCUUAGUGGGAGACGACCCAGCCAGUCGUACCUAUGUUAAGAACAAGACCCGAGCGGCCAGCAUCCUGGGUAUUUCCAGUGACACAGUGGUGCGGCCUAGUUCAGUCUCCCAGGAGGAGUUGCUGGAGCUGAUUGACAAGAUGAACCGUGACUGGAGGGUCAGUGGCCUGUUGGUGCAGCUGCCACUUCCUGAGCACAUCAACGAGCGGGCAGUAUGUAAUGCUAUCGCCCCAGAGAAAGAUGUGGAUGGCUUUCAUAUUGUGAAUAUCGGCAAGCUGUGUCUGGACCAGAGAUCCAUGGUGCCUGCCACACCUGCAGCUGUAUGGGAGAUCAUCAAAAGAUCAGGUAUAGAGACAGUGGGAAAGAAUGUGCUGGUUGCUGGUCGCUCCAAAAAUGUUGGAAUGCCCAUCGCAAUGUUGCUGCACACCGACCGCAACCAUGAACGUCCUGGGGGUGAUGCCACAGUGACCAUUGCCCAUAGAUGUACACCGAAGGAACAGCUGAGGGAGUUAACCAGCCUGGCUGACAUCAUUAUUGCAGCUGCAGGUGUUCCCGGCCUGAUCACAGCAGAUAUGGUGAAAGAGGGCGCAGCAGUCAUUGAUGUGGGCAUAAACCGCAUCCAGGACCUAAAAACAGGGAAACUGCGGCUCAUUGGUGACGUGGACUUUGAGGGAGUGAAGGCGAAGGCAGGUUUCAUCACACCUGUUCCUGGCGGUGUGGGUCCCAUGACAGUCGCCAUGCUGAUGAAGAACACUGUGACCGCUGCCAGAAACGCACUGAUGCAUUAAACUCACAUUUUAAAACUCUUUGUUUGAUUGAAUAAUACAUAGUACACAUACAUACAUACAUACAUACAUACAUACAUACAUACAUACAUACAUACAUACAUACAUACAUACAUACAUGAAUUCAUAUAAGUUCACACUCACAUAAUUUAUGUUAAAAUCCAUGAGCAAAAGAUUACCAUACCUGCUGGGAAACUGACUUGAUAUAUACUUUGUUUAUAUUGUGAAUUUGUUUAUUUAUUUUAGUUAUUUAUUUCAGAGUUGUUCACUUUUUAAGAAUUUAGAUUCAUAUUUUUUCUACUGAAGUUGUUUUGGUUCAUUUUUGAACAUCCAGAUUCACUGGAAAAUAAGUAUUCAAUAAAAAACAAUGCUG